AUGGCCAAGAUGAGCUCAAUAAGGUUAUUCUCCAAAACGAUGAUAAGAGGCUCACCCUUGCUAGCCUCCAAUUCAUCACGAACUCUUUUCCAAUUCUCCAACCGAAUAGCAACUUUCCAUACGUCAGCCAUAACACACCAAGAAAUUAAAGAUCCAUAUAAAGUUCUAGGAAUAAACAAAUCAGCCACUUCUUCAGAGAUUAAGAAGGCAUACUACAAACUAGCUAAGAAGUACCACCCUGAUAUAAACAAAGAACCAACCGCAGAAAAGAAAUUCCACGAUUUGCAAAAUGCCUACGAGAUUCUUUCCGAUGAGACCAAAAAAUCGCAAUACGAUACCUUUGGAUCCGCUGCAUUCAACCAGGAUGGAUCCGGUGGAGCUUCGUCAGCAAAUAACCCCUUUGCUGGUGGGUUUUCCUCCUCAGGUGGCCCUGGAGGCAAUCCAUUUACUGAUUUCGGCAUCAAUUUCGAGGAUUUAUUUGGUGCUGCUUUCGGUGGUGGUGCCGGAACUGGACCUGGUGGUGCAAGAAGUGGUGGUGCAAGACGUUCAAAUAUGUAUAGGGAAUUCAAGGGGGAUCCACUGGAAAUUACACAUAGGAUUCCAUUUAAGGAUGCCGUAUUUGGACUCGCUAACGUUUCUUUAAAAUAUAACGUGAUGGACCCAUGUCAUACGUGUCAUGGUUCUGGGAUCAAACAAGGUGCGCAAAAACAUCAAUGUCCCUCAUGUCAUGGUUCGGGACAAAAAGUUCAUAUCAGAAGUGGUUUCCAAAUGGUUUCCACCUGUAAUGAAUGUCACGGAGAAGGUACCAUUUUGAAUGCCAGUGAUUAUUGUGGGACUUGUCAUGGUGAUGCGGUGGAAUUUACUAGGGAUCAUUCCAUCAACGUGAACUUACCUAAUGGGCUGCAAGAUGGUGACGUUAUUAGAAUUCCAGGACAGGGGAAUUAUCCGCAAAUGGCUCUGGAUCCUGAAUUGAAAAACUCGGUUAAAUUGACAAGAGGUGAUGUCCUUGUGAGGAUUCGUGUAGAUAAAGAUAAUAGAUUCUCCAUUAAGGAUAAAUACGAUAUUUGGUUCACCAAGGAUAUUCCAAUUACUACGGCAGCAUUGGGUGGUAUUGUAACGAUUCCAACAGUGGAUGGAACCACUCUCAGAUUAAAAGUACAAGCGGGAACGCAACAUGAUCAAGUCAUUUCUAUACCUAAUUUGGGUGUUCCACGCAGCUCCAUCAAUAAAGAGAAUCGUGGUAAUAUGAAAGUGCAAUAUAGGAUCGUCAUAAGGAAACCACAAUCACAAGCUGAGAAAUGUUUAUGGGAAGCUUUGGCGGAUGUUACUAACGAUACUAUGGCCAGAAGAACCAUGCAGCAGAGCUCUGGUACUAGUACAACAUCGCCGGGUAAAGAUACAACGAAGACUGGUAAAGAAGAUGAAACAUCAUCUGCCACACAUACAAAGAAGAGUGAAGAUGAAAGUACGGGCACAACAGAUCCAGAUGAACCCAAUGCUUUGGGAAGAUUGGAGAAAUUUAUCAGCAAUACAUUUAAAAAGAUUAAGGGAGAAUUAUAA
Naumovozyma castellii is the source of this 1560-nucleotide messenger RNA. RefSeq names its product Mdj1p (gene MDJ1). The record is from RefSeq and is a predicted model, not a curated record. The transcript has a single exon. The coding region runs from base 1 to 1560 and encodes 519 amino acids. Lineage: Eukaryota; Fungi; Ascomycota; Saccharomycetes; Saccharomycetales; Saccharomycetaceae.